AUGGAUGUUGAGUUUAACGCCAUUGAGGUGCCUGCAGAGGCGAAUCCUCUGACUGAGGGCAUUCUCUUCCAUGUCUUGCGCUCUGCAUCUUCGACGGAUCCGAAUCAGAUACAGACGGGCACGAAGCAGCUGCAGGAGUGGGAGAAGGCGCGAGGAUACUAUCCGUUGCUACAGGCUGUAUUUCUAGACAAAUCCCUCCCGUACGAAGUUCGGUACCUCGCCAUCAUCCAGCUCAAGAACGGCAUCGACAAGUACUGGCGUAAAACAGCUCAGAAUGCUGUCAGCAAAGAAGACAAGAAUAUAAUCCGCGCUCACUUGCUCGAAAGUGCAGUCAAUGAGGCGGAUAGUCGGCUUGCAUUGCAGAACGCUCUUAUGGUCGCUAAGAUCGUCCGCUUCGAGUAUCCCAACGACUGGCCAAACAUUUUCCAGCAACUUAUUGAAAUCCUCCGCGCUUCUUCCGAGCCGAACACCUUCCGCCUCCAGUUGCCUCGUGCACUCCUCCUACUACUAUACAUCGUCAAAGAACUGUCUACGGGACGACUGCUUAGGACAAGGCAAAACCUCCAGAAUGUUGCGCCUGAGAUAUUGAACGUGCUGGGGAACACAUACGUGAACAAGGUGCACAGCUGGCAAAAGUUCUUCCGCGAGGGAGGAGAUGACGAAGGAGGCGCCCUCGAGGACAUCGAGAACAGUUUAAUUGCUAUUAAGAUCAUUCGCCGGCUAGUCGUCAGUAGUUAUGACUUCCCAGGGCGAGAGAAAGACGUACAAGAGCUCUGGACGCUUUCGCGCAACUUCUUUGGCGAUUUCAUAACGUACGUUCAGGAGGACAGCACCCUUGCGCCGCCAGUUCGCAAGCUUGUGGAGAAGCAUCUGAUGCAACUCUCCAAAUUCCAUUACUUCAUGGCCACUACGCACCCAGCAGACUUCGUCCAUAUGCCCGAUUCAAUAGGUUUGGUUCGCGCGUACUGGGGUCUGGUCUCUCGUCUGGGCGAGACCUGGGGUUCCAAGUCAGUACAAGAUGCCAAGAUUGGCACUGACGGGGACGAAGAAGACGACGCGCCCAUCCUUGAGCGCCUUGGCUUGAAGGGGUUGCUCAUUGUCCGCGCUUGUGUGAAGAUGGUCUUCUACCCAGUUCAAACUUUUCGUUACCGUCAACAACAGGAGAAAGACGAGCGUACCAAAGCUGUACAGAUGGUCAAGCAAGAGCUUCUGACCGAUGAUCUCGUCCGUGAGAUGGUCUCUGCGCUUGUUACGAAGUUCUUCGUGUUCAGGCCGAGUGACCUCCGCAUGUGGGAAGAAGAGCCUGACGAAUGGGAAAAAAUGGAAGAAGGCGGCGAAGACUGGGAGUUUGCCAUCCGUCCUUGCGCAGAGAAACUGUUCCUAGACCUUGCGAAGAAUUUUAAAGAUUUGAUCAUCCAGCCUCUUCUCCAAGUCUUCCGUACAGUUGCGACACCUGACAACGAGGACGUCUUGUUCAAAGACUCAGUAUACACUGCCAUUGGUCUAGCGGCCGAUGUACUCCACGAUCACGUAGAUUUCGACUCCUUCAUCACAGAUACCUUGGUACAAGAAGCCCAGAAACAGAAACCGGGUUACAACAUCAUCCGACGCCGCAUUGCUAUCAUUCUUUCUCGGUGGAUUGCUAUUAAGAUCGCAAUGGAUCAAAAGCCCAUCGUAUAUCAGAUAUUUGAACAUCUGAUGAAUAAGGAUGACCCGCUCAACGACCUAGUCGUUCGAGUUACCGCUGGCAGGAAGUUUCAUCAAAUCGCGGACGAGUGGGAGUUCAAAGCCGAAAACUUUGUGCCAUACGCGCCGGGUAUCUUGGAUAGACUAAUGGCAUUGGUGCAAGAGGUCGAGCUGCAAGAGACGAAGAUGGCGCUGUUGAACACGAUUAGCAUCAUUGUGGAGAGGCUAGAACAUAACAUCACGCCGUAUGCAAACAGCAUCAUCAGCCUUCUUCCUCCACUGUGGGAGCAAUCAGGCGACGAGCAUCUCAUGAAACAAGCCAUUCUCACAAUUCUCGCUCGCCUAACGAAUGCGAUGAAAGCCGACUCUCGCUCUUUCCACGUCUCCUUUCUCCCUAUCAUACAAAGCGCCAUCGAACCCAACUCUGAUACGCAAGUCUACCUCCUCGAAGACGCGCUCGAUCUCUGGUCGUCCAUUAUCGCACAAACGCCUUCUGCUCCUGAACUCACGCCCCCUGAGCUCCUAAAUCUCCUCCAAUAUCUAAUCCCACUGUUCGCAAUGGACAACGACACGCUUCGCAAAGCGAUCGAGAUCACAGAAGCGUACCUCCUCCUCGCCCCUGCUGCUGUCCUAGCAGACAACUUCCGUCCCGAAUUGAUCCGCUGCCUGUCUGAGCUCUUGGGUAACCUGAAGCCGGAAGCCAGCGGUGCCGUCUCGCAUCUCAUGAUGUGCAUUAUCCGCGGUGCAGACGGUAUUGGCGGCGAAGAAGCCACCAACGUGCUCGUUAGCGACCUUAUCUCCUCGAACUUCCUCGCCAAAAUGAUGGAGGGUCUCCACGGCGCCUGGACGCACCACCAGUCCCACGGUCCACUGCGCGAAAUGCCGUCUCGUGCCGUUGACGGCGUCGUAGAGACGGAUUACUUCUCUGUUCUCGCUAGAAUUGGGCUAGCAUCUCCUGCGACUCUACUCGAGGCAAUUUCCUCAAUCGGAGGCGCCGAGCUGGAGAAGACGUUGAACUGGCUACUGGAAGAGUGGUUCGGACAUAUCGAGAACAUUGGAGACCCACCGAAUAAGAAACUCAUGACCCUUGUUCUCACGCGUCUUCUGGAGACCGAUCAGCCCUGGAUUCUCGGUCGGUUGCAAAGUCUUGUGGCUAUGUGGACGGAUGUCUUGGGCGAAUUGCUGGAUGGUAUGGAUGACAAGACCGCGGAUUCGCUCUACUGGCCGGACGAGCCCGAGCCCUUCCACCCCAUCGAGCCCGAAGCCCCAGAGGAUGUCCGUAAACGCAUCUUACUCUACUCGGAUCCCGUCCAUCGUAUCAAUCUUGUCGUCUUUGUGCGCGAGCACCUGCAGGCUUCCAUUCAAUCGUCGGGUGGUGAAACGCGGUUCCAGGAAGAGUGGUUGAGCCGUGUGGAUAAGGAUGUGUUGAAAGGAUUUGGCGAUUUGGGAAUCAUGUAG
Molecule: messenger RNA, 3144 nt
Organism: Didymosphaeria variabile
Lineage: Eukaryota; Fungi; Ascomycota; Dothideomycetes; Pleosporales; Didymosphaeriaceae
Exons: 5
Coding region: 1-3144 (1047 amino acids)
Biological process (GO): protein import into nucleus
Cellular component (GO): nuclear envelope; cytosol
Molecular function (GO): small GTPase binding
Source: RefSeq, a predicted model, not a curated record